AUGGACCAGGCGUUGCAGCAACCCGACUUUCCUUUGGCUGUUCGCAGCCUAGAGACCUUGACGGAGCAGGUCGCUCGCUGUCAAAAUCUACCCGCCGUAGAUGGCGGCCUUCGACUCGCGGAGGCGCUUGACGCUAUGCGCAACGACUUGCGGGACAUGCGGAAUGAGAUUCGCACAGUCAAUAGGAAGUUGGACGACUUGGACCGCAAGGUGGACGGUUUGGACCGCAAGGUGACUGCAGAAAGACGGAACGCAGUGGCUCGAGCCCAGAACGCCGUGGUGGUGCGUUCGAACAUGGAGUUGGAGCCCUUGUGCAGCGUCAUCACGGGCGAGCGGUUGGAACGCUUCCCAGGAACUCUGGCUUACUGGAGCAGCUGGGCGAGCCAGUGGAAGGUCGAUUGGAAGAGAAACGGAGACAACUGA
Hirsutella rhossiliensis is the source of this 423-nucleotide messenger RNA. RefSeq lists its product as uncharacterized. The transcript has 3 exons. Bases 1 to 423 code for a protein of 140 amino acids. NCBI's taxonomy places the organism in Eukaryota, Fungi, Ascomycota, Sordariomycetes, Hypocreales, Ophiocordycipitaceae. The record is from RefSeq and is a predicted model, not a curated record.